Schistocerca serialis cubense is the source of this 1884-nucleotide messenger RNA. Its product is annotated as unconventional myosin-Va-like. Gene Ontology annotation, molecular function: GTPase binding. The record is from RefSeq and is a predicted model, not a curated record. Lineage: Eukaryota; Metazoa; Arthropoda; Insecta; Orthoptera; Acrididae. The coding region runs from base 1 to 1884 and encodes 627 amino acids. The transcript has 10 exons.
AUGACUAAACUUCAGCUAUCAUUCAAUGAUUGCUGUUCUAAUCAAACAUUAGAUGAUGGACCAGGACGAGAAGAAUUGCUAAAGCACUACAAUCAGCUGCAACUUGAAGUUGUCAGAUGGCGAGAGGAAUGCAUUCAGUUACACAGUAUUCUAGCAAAGCAAACUGAAGGUUUGAAGAAUGUUGCUAGUAUCAACUAUGAAAGUCAUGUACACUUAAAAAAUGAGGUUGUGGAGCUAGUACUGGCAUUUGAAGCACAGAAGGUAAACAGGCAGCUGGAAGAUGAAUUGCACCAAGAGAAAAAUAAGUGGCAAGCAGAAAGAGAACAACUCCAACAAGAAAAUGAGCAACUCAGAGAGGAGAAUGAUAAUCAGCACAAGCUUUUGUCUCCAAGCUUAACUAAAAGCCCACAAACUCAAACUGAGGCUUUUAUGCAACAUGAAAUUAUAAGAGUGACUUCAGAAAAGCUGGUUCUUCAAGAAAAACUAGAUUUAGCUAAAGAGGAACUUUCAAAAUGCCAGAACAGCAUAAAAUUGCAAACUGAAGUGCUGAAGGAUGCAGGGUCAACUAUCUACACCAUUGAAAAAGUUACUAAGAAAGACCAUGAUGAUAUUGAUAUAAUGGUUUUGUGGCUUUCAAAUACUGUGAGACUUCUGCAUAAUCUGAAACAGUAUAGUGGAGACAAAACAUUCCAAACUGAAAACACAUCACUACAGAAUGAACAGUGUCUACAGAAUUUUGAUCUCACUGAAUACAGAGAAGUUCUUUCAGAUACAGCUGUAGAAAUCUACCAGAGUCUUGCUUGGCAUAUACAAGAAAAGAUAGAGCCACUGGUGGUGCCAGCUAUUCUUGAACAUGAAGAAAUAAGUGGCUUGACAAGCCAGAUACCUAGUGGAAAGAGAGGAAGAGCUGUGUUGUCAUCAUGGGAUUCUGAGCCAUUUUUGGGUGUACAGAAGUCAUUGGAUGCACUCUUGCAGGAACUAAAUUAUAUCUAUAAAAUUAUGGGGAACCAUGGUGUUGACCCAGAACUUACUGUCCAGAUAUUUCGGCAGUGUACUGAUGUGCCAACCACAUUACAGCCCAUAAUUCAGGCUGCCCACUUGCUACAGGCUCGUAAGCUGGAUGAAGAUGUUCAGCAUGUAUGCAAUAUGUGUGAUAAACUUUCAAUGUUGCAGGUUAGAGAGAACAAUGCUUUAAGGAUGGCACAGAUAGAAUUACUCAAAGUGAAACGAAAGUUUGAUGCCUUGAGAGUUGUGGAGACAGCGAAAAAAGUGAUGGUUGCCUUGUUGCAGAGAAAGGUUGAAGACUUAAAAACUCUGAAAAGCUUGCUUGAAAAUGAAAGGAAAGAAAAAAUGACUAUAAUUAAUGAAAAGGAACAUUUUGAAAAAGAAAAAGCAGAAGAAGUAGAAAGAAUUAAUAAAGAAAAUCUUAGAUUAAAAGCUGAGCUUGACAAAUUAAAUGAGAGAAUAAAAUCUAAUCAGUUUGGAGCAGCAGUAGAGAAUCUACAGGCCUGUGUUGAGCUAAAAAGGCUGAUGCUGAGCAAAGAUAGAGAUGGAUAUCAGAAACUCCUGGAAGAGCACAACCUAUUGGAAAAACAAAAUGAAAGCUUGAAGAAUGAAAUGGGUCACCUGCAAUGGCAUGGGCAUUCUAAAAGUACUCAUCAGUGUUCUUUUUAUAGUCCAAUCACUGUUAGUGCACAAGAUAAAACUAUAAGUGGUGUAUCUGACCAUGGGGAAGAUACUGAAGGUGUUCUCAGGCUCCACCAGAAGGUAAAAGAACUGGAAAAAGAAACAAUCAAGUUGCAGAAACAAAUGGAAGAGGUGGAGAAAGAAAAAGAUAGUCCAUGUGGUGAUACAGCAUUUACACGUGUUGGUUUUAGAGUAUGA